AUGCAUGGGAAAGUAAUCGGUCUGCACAUGAGCAAACAAUUUGUUGACGGAAUCGGACCAGUACGAGGAGGGGAAAUAUCUAAACUCAGCAACGGCUUCGAUUCUUGGCCAAAGUCUAAACUCAGCAACGGCUUCGAUUCUUGGCCAUUCGGCUAUGUGGUAGAGUGCCACUCUAAACUCAGCAACGGCUUCGAUUCUUGGCCAGUCGGCAACCGUGUCAGCAACGGCUUCGAUUCUUGGCCAAAGUCUAAGACUCAGCAACGGCUUCGAUUCUUGGCCAGUCGGCGCCAGUCUAGUCUAAACUCAGCAACGGCUUCGAUUCUUGGUAACCGUGUCAGUCGGGUAUGUCGGAGAGUGCCACUGUCCACUGUUUCUCUAGUACGUAGUCUAAACUCAGCAACGGCUUCGAUUCUUGGCCAAGCUUUGAGUUCGUUGCACCUUGAGGUCUUGAAUUCUCUUCCAGUCGGCUAUGUCGGAGAGUGCCACUGUUUCUCCUUUGUUCGAGCUUUAAUUUCGUUGCACAUUGAGGUCGGUCUCUCCUAUAAGUUCGUUGCACCUUGA
Rodentolepis nana is the source of this 561-nucleotide messenger RNA. The record is from the annotation of a GenBank genome assembly. NCBI's taxonomy places the organism in Eukaryota, Metazoa, Platyhelminthes, Cestoda, Cyclophyllidea, Hymenolepididae.